Caenorhabditis remanei is the source of this 279-nucleotide messenger RNA. RefSeq lists its product as uncharacterized. The record is from RefSeq and is a predicted model, not a curated record. The coding region runs from base 1 to 279 and encodes 92 amino acids. The transcript has a single exon. Lineage: Eukaryota; Metazoa; Nematoda; Chromadorea; Rhabditida; Rhabditidae.
AUGGUCUCAAAAUCGAAAACCGCUACCAAAAAUUCAUCAAUUCCACCUUCUACUCAUAACAUGGUCACACGAAGUCAAGCUAAGCAGUUUAAUGGAAAAUUGGAGGUAGAACCGUCUAAGGUGUUGGAUUCAAACUCAACGUCAACUUCCAAAGAGGAAGAAAUAAUGGAUUGGGAUUUGGAAGAUGAAAUGGAAGAACAACCUGAAUGGAGACCACCGGCAAGGAAGAAGAGAGUGGUCCCGGAGUCAGAGGAUGACGACGAAGAUGAGGAAGAUUAA